This is a messenger RNA of Aspergillus fijiensis CBS 313.89, 450 nucleotides long. RefSeq names its product translation initiation complex factor eIF1A. The record is from RefSeq and is a predicted model, not a curated record. Bases 1 to 450 code for a protein of 149 amino acids. Lineage: Eukaryota; Fungi; Ascomycota; Eurotiomycetes; Eurotiales; Aspergillaceae. Gene Ontology annotation, molecular function: translation initiation factor activity; RNA binding. Gene Ontology annotation, biological process: translational initiation. The transcript has 2 exons. Gene Ontology annotation, cellular component: cytoplasm.
AUGCCCAAGAACAAGGGAAAGGGCGGUAAGAACCGUCGUCGUGGAAAGAACGAGAACGACAACGAGAAGCGUGAGCUCGUUUUCAAGGAGGAGGGCCAGGAGUACGCGCAGGUCGUGAAGAUGCUCGGUAACGGCCGCCUGGAGGCGCUGUGCUUUGACGGCGAGAAGCGCCUGGCACACAUCCGUGGCAAGCUCCGCAAGAAGGUCUGGAUCAACCAGGGCGACAUCAUCCUCCUCUCGCUGCGUGACUACCAGGACGAGAAGGGCGAUGUCAUCAUGAAGUACACCGCCGACGAGGCCAGAAGUCUCAAGGCCUACGGCGAGUUGCCCGAACACGCCAAGAUCAACGAGACCGACACCUACGGCCACGAGGGCUUCGAGGACAACGUCGAGUUCGACGAGGACCGCGAGAGCGAGGAGGAGAAGGAGAUCGAUGUCGACGAGCUCUAA